Messenger RNA from Adineta ricciae, 243 nucleotides. The record is from the annotation of a GenBank genome assembly. NCBI's taxonomy places the organism in Eukaryota, Metazoa, Rotifera, Eurotatoria, Adinetida, Adinetidae.
AUGGUCCACAACUUAUUAGACAGGAGACAUCAGCAAAGCGACCAUUUCAACGAUAGCCAUCUACAAAUCAAGAGAAAGUCGAUAAUCGAAACACAGAACAUAAUACUGGAAUUGUUAUUCAGAGUCCUAAGCAAAAAACGUGCACCAAAAAAUAGUCAAGUUCAAGUCAAUACUUUUCAGGAUUAUUUUUUCGUUGUUGAUCGUGUUAGUCAAUAUUCACGAGAACUAAUUAGUUUUAUAUAA